UCCAGCUCAGCCAGCACGGAGAGUGGGCUACGGGACUGCUGCUAAAGCCCACCAGCGGAAAAGCUCCUGCUUACCACCCUUUUUUUCCUACAAUGACAGCAGAAAACUGAGGAGUAGAUCCGUCUGAGAUCGUCUGUUUUCAGAUACAAGAAGAAUGGAUCCAGUAACAAAGUGGACACCGAGUCAGGUUGUGGACUGGAUGAGAGGACUGGACGAUAGUCUCCAGCAAUACAUCCCGAACUUUGAGAAGGAGAAGAUAGACGGUGAGCAGCUGCUGAAGAUUUCUCACCAAGACCUGGAGGAGCUGGCUGUGAGCCGCAUCGGGCAUCAGGAGCUCAUCCUGGAGGCUGUAGACCUGCUCUGUGCCUUGAAUUAUGGGGUGGAGACUGAUAACCUGAAGACCUUGGUUGGCCGGAUGAGAGCAGCAUCUUAUAACCUACAUAACUGCACUUCAGAGAGAAGGAAAAACCCCUCAUAUGAUAGCAGCAGUUCCAGCAAACCACCCAAUGAGUUCCUCACAGCAGUGGUGGAGCUUAUAGGAGCAGCAAAGAGCAUGCUGGCCUGGCUGGACAGGACUCCUCUGACAGGCAUCACUGACUUCACCUCCACCAAGAACAGGAUCAUUCAGCUGUGUCUGGAGCUCACCACUACUGUACAGAAGGACUGCACUGUGUAUGAAAUGGAGGAGAAGAUAUUGGAAGUGGCUCAGGUUUUGACUGAGAUCUGUGAUACGACCGUGAGGAUGACCUCUGACCCCUUGAAGACUCGCACGGCCUGUCUGGAGGAGGUCCAUAUCACUAACAUCAGGCCAGGAGAGGGAUUAGGCAUGUACAUUAAGUCCACAUACGAUGGUCUACAUGUUAUAACUGGAACCACAGAACAUUCUCCAGCAGACAGGACUCAGCGGAUCCAUGCAGGAGACGAGGUGGUUCAGGUCAACAGGCAGACAGUGGUGGGCUGGCAGCUGAAGAGCCUUGUGGCCAAACUGAGGGAGGAUCCUCGGGGUGUUGUUCUGAUUUUGAAGAAGAGGCCCUCGGGAACCUGCAGCUUCACCCCCGCUCCACUGAAGAACCUGCGCUGGAAGCCCCUUGCUGGGCAGAACAGCCCUCAUGUUCCUCCUGCCCAGUCAUCCCAGUCUGUGGUGGAGAGCUGUGCUAUAAAAGAAAAGCCGGCGAUUUUGGACCUGUAUAUUCCCCCUCCCCCAGCUGUGCCUUAUGCUCCACGAGAUGUGAAGUCCAGUGCAUGUUCUAGAGUGAAGAUGAGGACCAAAGGUCCUGAGUCACCCAACUCGUCUCUGGACCGUGCAGGCAGACGGCGCUCUAACCUCACCGACUACACCAUCAAUCAGCCAGCUAUCAGCAUCUCCCCAGCGGAAGUUAUAAUCCCACAGGCCAGACUUCGGCAGCGCACGCCCUCUAGAGGAAAGCCACGGCCCGUGUCGAUGCCGGCGGACGUCUGUCUGGGCAUGUCCCACUCGCCCUGUCCGCCCUGGGCACUUGGAAGGAAAGGUGAAGACGUUUUGCGCAGGUACCUGAGUAACGAGCGAAUCCCCACUAUCUCGGAAGAGUCCCCUUGUUACCCCGUCCCGUACAGACCCCCAGGUGAACGGCUGGUCCGAGGGGUUGAUCACAUCCGGGGCAGUCAGUGCUUUAUCAAUGCUGACUUGCACAACAGUGCUACCAUCCCCUACCAGGAGGCAGUGGCCAGAAAAAAUUCAACAGCAAAGGCCUCCAAACGUCCACCCUCAGAACCCUCUCUAUUCAGCAGCUGGCUAGCUAAACUCAAACUCUUCACACACUGAUCACUACUGUGGAUACACACUGCAAAAAUGAUAUUUUGGCAAAUGAAAACAUCUUAACGUAUUAGUUUGAUCAAACAUACCAGGGUUCUUCGAUUCCACUUCCACUGACCUGAUGAUUAAAGAUGAAUUUACCCAAUUUGUCAAAAUGUCAGCAUAAUUCAGUCAUUGUGAAGUGGUUCAUUGUAGAGAAACUUACACACUCAGAGUUCUUUACAGUGGUGGUGAUAGGAACCAAGGGUCACUAUGUCUACAACACAAAUAUAGCCAUUUUAUUCACUAUCCAAACCAGUGAGUGAAGACAGGAAAUUGUUAUAUGUAAUGUUGAUGAUAGUAAGAUUGAAAUAAAUCUGAAAAAACAUGUUUUCUUUGGGGACUAAAGUUUUAGGCCAAGACUUUUUCAAAACUAUUGUGAAACAUUGUCUUGGACAUCAGGCAGCAUAUUUGUGACAUUUUAUGUGAGGGAGCUUUUAAUUCAAUGAAACUUCUCUUUAAUUAUUAAACUCUUCAGAUGUCUGGUUCCUGUCACCACUACUGGGAGCAAUUCUGAACUUCUGAGUUUCACUGAAUGACUUUCUUUAUAUGUUAACUAUUUAGUUAUUGAAGUGAAGCAUGGCUAUGGCUGUUAUGAAGUAUCAGGACAUAACUGUUUGCAAAUGGCACCCUAUAGUGGAGAAUCUACAGCCUGCUAAACGUGAGUGAGUGAGUGAGUGAGUGAGUGAGUGAGUGAGUGAGUGAGUGAUUGAGUGAGUGAGUGAGUGAGUGAGUGAGUGAGUGAGUGAGUGGCAAAAAGGACCUAUAAAAUAAGUAUCCCUUUACAUAAAUAAAAAUGUCUAGAAAUAUUUGGAUUUAGUGCCUGAUAUGCCUGAAGGAAUAUCAUAAUGAGAAUUCAUUUAAAAUGCAUUCACUUAUCAAGAUAACACUUUUUGCAAUGUGAGUGUGUGCCGCUACGUCUUGUGCCUUUGCUCAACCAUUAUACAGAGUGGCUGCCAUCUAUGCUCAGUAUUAUUAUUAUUAUUAUUAUUAUUAAAGAGCUUUGAAAACUCACAGUGGCAUUGGCUCUGAGAGUAAUUCUUCAUGCCAUGUGCUCUGCAAAACAGCACCUUAAAUGUAGAAAUAUAAAAUAUAUCUAAAUGAUAUUUAUAUAUAAAUGACAGGUUUUACCUAUUGUAAGGGAUUCUAUAAAGUAAAACAGUCCUACUGAAGACCCAGAUCACUUUAUUUACUUCAAGCAGUCAGACAAGCCAAAUUAUUUGCCAUUGCGGUAAAAUAAUUUCACUUAAAUGCUUAAAUGCUCAUCUAGAAAACUGUUUACAACUAUUGAUCUGAGGAAUAAAACCUAAAAAGUAAAUACAAAUAGACAUAUGUACAGGAAAAGUAAGAAGUUUUUAAAAGAUAUUCAUUUGUUGUUUAGAAACCUCAGGUUUUGUUUUCGUUCUAAUGUCAGUGUUAUUUUUGGAAUUUAUAUCCAGCAGAUGCUCUUACCCAGAGCCAUCAUGUUACAGAGGCAGGUGUGUGUAGAGUUUGGAGUCUUACAAGUGCUGUGUUGAGUUAAAACCUGCUGGGUGGAGGGCAGCUGUAGUAUCCAAUACUCUUCACCAACUUACAUACUUUUUUCUCAGACAGCCUAAGACUCUGUUCACAAAGACGCUUGUGCCAUUCAUUCCAAGACCUGCCAUUCAUUUUAAGGAGAGCAGUGCAUUAACAGUGCAUUAACAGACAACCUCACAGCAAGAAGGGCCUGGGUUUGAUUCCCGGCUGGGUGCCAGGGUACUUUCUGUGUGGAGUUUGCAUUAUUCAUUUAUCAUGAAAAUCUAUAAAAUUUAAAAAGUAACCUUUUGGACUGAAAAUGCAAAGGUACAAUAAGAAAAUUCGAGUCUGCAGCCAAACCAAAUUUUGAUUCUGUUGUAAUAAGGUGGUCGGUAUUGGGCAUAAAUGGGCAACACAAAAUGGAAGAGAGAGAAAUGACUGCUGCUCACAUCCCAGGCUGUAAAAAUCCAGCUCUGAAGGUUCAGUACGACAGCAACUGGUUAACAAGAUUAAAACUAAUCCAUUGUUUUUUGGUUCAUUCUAUGAAAAAAAGCAGAUUCUCACAAAGAAGCUUCCAUGUUUGCAGGAGUUUCCCGCUCACAUCGAUCUCCACCCACAAACACACCCACAACAAACCAGUAACCCACAUUUCUGUGCUUUUUGUUUGUUUUUCUUCAUUAAAACACCUGGUCCUUGUGAAUGCACCCUAAGACUAUUGCACACUACUAUAUGUUGAGUAACGUUAUGAUAUUCUUACAGAAAUCCCGUUAAGAGAAACAUGAUAUAUUGUCUAUACAGUUGUAUGUAAAAGUUUAGGCGCCCCUGCUCAAAUGACAUGCAUCGUUGAUUUUCUAGGUGAAAAUAAGUGAACACAUCCUCUACAGAGAACACAGAACUGCACAUUUUACUUCACAGUUACUGUUUAUUUACAGAACUGUGCAAAAGUCGUGGUACUUUUUUAUGUUGUGCUUAGUUUUUUUUUAUAAAUAUGCACUAAAAUUGGCAGAAAAUGGCAUAUUUAAGUCUGUUCCCCAUAGAGGAUGUGCCAGCUUGUUGUUAUGUCAUGUAACUUUUGCAUACCACCAUAUUUAAGAUGCAUGCUUUUGCCAAGACAGCAUUUUUGCAGUGUGUGCAAUUUGCGUUGUUACAGACACGCUUACAAAAAGCCUGUUCAGUACAGAGGAACUCACAGGGGAGUUAAUAUUAUUGCUGUGUCUUUUUAUAGAAAUAGAAAGAUUCUGAAUCGGGUCAAAAUCAUUUCCGCUCAUAUCUGUGUGUGUGCUGUGUCAUUUGUACUUGGUAAUAAGUUAUUUCAUCUGUGUAUUUGUUUUCUAUACUGGUUCAGUCACUUGGUUCAGUUUCCCAACAGGAAUGACUUUACUGUGUUUUUGGAUACGUUUCUUUAUUAUGUACCUCGUUUCUGAGAAAUCUUGCCACUGGGGUUGAACAUAAGGCUAUAAGCUAUGCAGAACAUGUCGUGUUCACAGCAUGAGAGGAGCAUGUCUAUAAACGUGAGAAUGCGUGUGUAUUUGUAAAAUGUAAAAUAUUUUAUAUAGUUACUGAGUUGACUUUUAAUGUGGCUGCUGUGCCUUCUUCUUCCUUUCAUAGUUUUUCUCCUAUGGAAACUAUAAUAAAAACGGGUUUAGCACAAAUAACACAAUGUUAGCGUUAAUAUUAAAUAUGCAAUAAACGUUUUAACCUGAAACGUGAUCAAACAAUGGGCUUCACUCUCAGAGCAUCAUUACCAGAGUAAUAUAUGUCAUUGCUUCUGUUAACAGUGGGAUCAACACCCACGCUGCAGUACGUCUAUGCAAUAAAACUAAUACAGCAAAUCUGCCGUUAUGGUGGAUUCGUUCAUGUGUUCUUAUUGUUCACAAAUCAUGUCAAUAAAGAAUAAAUGUCAUUUCUCAAGCCCAACUGAA
Molecule: messenger RNA, 5250 nt
Organism: Pygocentrus nattereri (red-bellied piranha)
Lineage: Eukaryota; Metazoa; Chordata; Actinopteri; Characiformes; Serrasalmidae
Gene: cnksr3
Product: cnksr family member 3
Exons: 13
Coding region: 155-1801 (548 amino acids)
Biological process (GO): regulation of signal transduction
Cellular component (GO): cytoplasm; membrane
Molecular function (GO): protein binding
Source: RefSeq, a predicted model, not a curated record